AUGGAUAAGCGUAUACUUCUACUAAUUGGUGGAGGACAUGAUACUGGUGUCAAGUCGAUGAGCAAUGAGCUGAAGACGAAAUUUGACAGCCUGUUUCCUGAGUCGAAUAUCAAAGUUAUUGAUAUAGACUAUGAACAGGAAUAUAUGAUAUCACCAGCACGGAUUAAGAGAAGCUAUUCUAACGAAGAUUACGAUUUUGAUGUUCUCUACAAUACAUUAACACAUCAAUCGGAACAUAAAGCAGAAGGGGAGGUUGAUAUAAUAAUUGUAUGUGGUUGUUAUGCACUUUACAAUCAAAAAAUCAAUGAAUUGGCAAAUUUGAGAGUAUUUGUUGAAAGUGAUGGCGAUGUUAGGUUGAUUAAUAAAAUUAGGUCAGAAAAUAUUGACAACUCAGAACAACUAGCAACCACUCUUCAGGAGUAUCUACAGAACCUACGACCUGAGAUGGAGAAUUAUAUCGAACCAACUAGAGUGCAUGCUCAUUUAAUAAUCCCAUACGCAAAUAAGGACUCUGGUGUGGCUAUUAUUGUCGAUGGUAUGGUCAAAAUUGUUAAUGAGGUCUCAAAUUCUAGAUCACCAGACAGACAAAAUUCGAAAGAAAUAGCUAGAAAUCAAUUAUACGACUUCUUGGGUGAAAGCAUGGAUAAUGAACGCAGCAGAUAUUACGAUUUGGCUUAA
Nakaseomyces glabratus is the source of this 678-nucleotide messenger RNA. RefSeq names its product putative uridine kinase DAS2 (gene DAS2). Gene Ontology annotation, cellular component: cytoplasm. Gene Ontology annotation, biological process: pyrimidine-containing compound salvage. Gene Ontology annotation, molecular function: uridine kinase activity; ATP binding. Lineage: Eukaryota; Fungi; Ascomycota; Saccharomycetes; Saccharomycetales; Saccharomycetaceae. The record is from RefSeq and is a predicted model, not a curated record.